This is a messenger RNA of Urocitellus parryii (Arctic ground squirrel), 4710 nucleotides long. RefSeq names its product clock circadian regulator (gene Clock). Gene Ontology annotation, cellular component: cytoplasm; nucleus; CLOCK-BMAL transcription complex. The record is from RefSeq and is a predicted model, not a curated record. NCBI's taxonomy places the organism in Eukaryota, Metazoa, Chordata, Mammalia, Rodentia, Sciuridae. Gene Ontology annotation, biological process: circadian regulation of gene expression; regulation of transcription by RNA polymerase II. Gene Ontology annotation, molecular function: protein dimerization activity; E-box binding; DNA-binding transcription factor activity, RNA polymerase II-specific.
GCCCCAGGUGCUGCUGGCGCUGGGAGCCACGGUGUCUCCUGGACGCAGCCGGUUGGCGGUUCCGAGUAGCCGCAGCCUGAGUCUUGGGUGGGGGAGGGAAGCAGCCGGAGCCGCCGCAAGCCACACGUGAAAGAAAAGCACAAGAAGAAACUUUUACAGUCAUUUUGAGUUGACUAGUACGCUGAUCCCCCAAAUCAAAGUAAAGGUUAUCAUAAGCUACCCUCCAUAAGAAGGUACUGGUCAAAUGAUGAAGAUUUGGGUAUAUGCAUCAAAAAUGCAGUGUCAAGAAAUCAUUUCCAGGAGCUGAAAAGUACCAUACAUUUUUGCAACAAUAAUGAAUGGCAAGAGAAUUUUGAAGAUAAAGGUUUUAAAAUUCAUCUUCUAAUAAAUAAGAUACAAAAAUCAUGCAUGAACUUUGGUAUCUUUGAAGAAUGUUUGACAGUGGAUGAAAUGGUUAUCAGAUAUCAUGGACCCAGUUUGCUGAAACAGUUUAUAAGAGAAUUUUGAGGCUGAUGGUCAUAUAGAAGAAAUCCUUGAACUUAUAGUUUUCUGAAGAAUCAGUUCAAAAGAUCCCCAAAGUACAAAAGGAGAAGUACAAAUGUCUACCACAAGACGAAAACGUAAUAUGUUAUGUUGUUUACCGUAAGCUGUAGUAAAAUGAGCUCAAUUGUUGACAGAGAUGACAGUAGUAUUUUUGAUGGGUUGGUGGAAGAAGAUGACAAGGACAAAGCAAAAAGAGUAUCAAGAAACAAAUCUGAAAAGAAACGAAGAGAUCAAUUUAAUGUUCUUAUUAAAGAACUGGGAUCCAUGCUUCCUGGUAAUGCUAGAAAGAUGGACAAAUCUACUGUUUUGCAGAAGAGCAUUGAUUUUUUACGAAAACAUAAAGAAAUCACUGCACAGUCAGAUGCUAGUGAAAUUCGACAGGACUGGAAACCGACAUUCCUUAGUAAUGAAGAGUUUACACAAUUAAUGUUAGAGGCUCUUGAUGGUUUUUUUUUAGCAAUCAUGACAGAUGGAAGUAUAAUAUAUGUGUCUGAGAGUGUAACUUCAUUACUUGAACAUUUGCCAUCUGAUCUUGUGGAUCAAAGUAUAUUUAAUUUUAUCCCAGAGGGGGAACAUUCAGAGUUUUAUAAAAUACUCUCUACCCAUCUGCUGGAAAGUGAUUCAUUAACUCCUGAAUACUUAAAAUCAAAAAAUCAAUUAGAGUUCUGUUGUCAUAUGCUUCGAGGAACAAUAGAUCCAAAGGAGCCAUCUACCUAUGAGUAUGUGAGAUUUAUAGGAAAUUUCAAAUCUUUAAACAGUGUAUCUACUGCUGCACAUAAUGGUUUUGAAGGAACCAUACAACGCACACAUAGACCUUCUUAUGAAGAUAGGGUUUGUUUUGUAGCUACUGUCAGGUUAGCUACACCUCAGUUUAUCAAGGAAAUGUGUACUGUUGAAGAACCCAAUGAAGAGUUUACAUCUAGACAUAGUUUAGAAUGGAAGUUUCUAUUUCUUGAUCACAGGGCACCACCAAUAAUAGGAUAUUUGCCAUUUGAAGUUUUGGGAACAUCAGGCUAUGAUUACUAUCAUGUGGAUGACCUAGAAAAUCUGGCAAAAUGUCACGAACACUUAAUGCAAUAUGGGAAAGGCAAAUCGUGUUAUUAUAGGUUCCUGACCAAAGGGCAGCAGUGGAUUUGGCUUCAAACUCAUUAUUAUAUCACUUAUCAUCAGUGGAAUUCAAGGCCAGAGUUUAUUGUUUGUACUCACACUGUAGUAAGUUAUGCAGAAGUUAGGGCUGAAAGACGACGAGAACUUGGCAUUGAAGAGUCUCUUCCUGAGACAGCUGCUGACAAAAGCCAAGAUUCUGGGUCUGAUAAUCGCAUAAACACAGUCAGUCUCAAAGAAGCAUUGGAAAGAUUUGAUCACAGUCCAACCCCUUCUGCCUCCUCCCGGAGUUCAAGAAAAUCAUCUCAUACAGCAGUCUCAGACCCUUCCUCAACACCAACAAAGAUCCCAACAGAUACUAGCACUCCUCCCAGACAACAUUUACCAGCUCAUGAAAAGAUGGCUCAAAGGAGAUCAUCAUUUAGUAGCCAGUCCAUAAAUUCCCAGUCUGUUGGUCCAUCAUUAACACAGCCAGUGAUGUCGCAAGCUGCAAAUUUACCAAUUCCACAAGGCAUGUCCCAGUUUCAGUUUUCAGCGCAGCUAGGAGCCAUGCAGCAUCUGAAAGACCAGUUGGAGCAACGGACACGGAUGAUAGAGGCAAAUAUUCAUCGGCAACAAGAAGAACUAAGGAAAAUUCAAGAACAACUUCAAAUGGUCCAUGGUCAAGGGCUGCAGAUGUUUUUGCAGCAGUCAAACCCUGGGUUGAACUUUGGUUCUGUUCAGCUUACUUCUGGAAAUUCAUCUAACAUCCAGCAACUCACACCUGUAAAUAUGCAAGGCCAGGUUGUUUCUACUAACCAAAUUCAAAGUGGAAUGAAUACUGGACAUAUUGGUACAAGUCCGCACAUGAUACAACAACAGACUUUACAGAGUACAUCUACUCAGCAGAAUCAACAAAGUGUACUGAGUGGGCACAGUCAGCAAACGUCUCUUCCCAGUCAGACGCAGAGCACUCUUACAGCCCCACUGUAUAAUACUAUGGUGAUUUCUCAGCCUGCAGCUGGAAGCAUGGUCCAGAUUCCAUCCAGUAUGCCACAGAACAGUACCCAGAGUGCUGCAGUAACUACAUUCACUCAGGACAGACAGAUAAGAUUUUCUCAAGGUCAGCAACUUGUGACCAAAUUAGUGACUGCUCCUGUAGCUUGUGGGGCAGUCAUGGUACCUAGUACUAUGCUCAUGGGUCAGGUGGUGACUGCCUAUCCUACUUUUGCUGCACAACAGCAGCAGGCACAGACACUGUCAGUAACGCAGCAGCAACAGCAGCAGCAGCAGCAGCAGCAACAGCAACAGCAACAGCAACAGCAACAGCAGAGUUCCCAGGAACAGCAGCUUCCUCCAGUUCAGCAACCAUCUCAGGCUCAACUGACUCAAACACCACAGCAGUUUUUACAGACUUCUAGGUUGCUCCAUGGGAAUCCUUCAACUCAGCUCAUCCUCUCUGCUGCAUUUCCACUACAACAGAGCACCUUCUCUCAGUCACAUCACCAGCAACACCAGUCUCAGCAACAGCAGCAACUUAGUCGGCACAGGACUGACAGUUUGACUGAUCCUUCUAAGGUUCAAUCACAGUAGCACAAGUACUUCCUCCAGCGCCAAAGGAGGAAGGUGGUGGUCCAUAAAUGUUGCUCAGAUGACCUGAGGUUAGGAGGAAAAGUUCCAGAAGUUUCAUGAGAUACAGUAUUGAGUGCUCUAGUUCCUGGAAUUAGUUGGUAGGGAAAAUGUGCCUAGUGCUAUAGAUGUACGUUAAAUACCAGCCAGCAGAAGAUGAUCAUAGGGACAUAGCCAAUUCUGACAGUGUUUCAGUUGCCCAGAUAUUUUUUGAUGGAAAAAGAGUAUAUUGCCAAAUGUUAAGAAGCUCAGCUAUGAAAUGACCUCCAGUGAAUCAGAAAGGCACUAACAAUGUUAGUCACUUCUAGUGGUCUGUGCCUGUUAUCAAGUGUUACAGAGGACACACCACUGCCAUGUCAGGGGUUUGCUUACAAUGAUGCCAUGAAGAUAAUCUAGUAGUCAAUAGCCCCCACCUUAAGCCCCUCUCCCUUUUCAGAUAAUGAUGGAACAGUAAUUUCAGAAUGUUGUGUGGAUUUAAAUUUUUUGUGUACAGAUACUGUAAAAAUAUGUAUAUGUCUGGAUGAAGGAGAGAAAGCAAAACAUUGUGUAAGCUGCAUGAAAGCAUUCUCUCUUCCAUAUGAGUACAUUUCAUUAGAUUCCGACACCAUGUACAAACUGAUACAUCAGUCUCUGUUUUUCCUUUUGUUUACAACAUAAUAGUGUUCUAUUCACUUUUCCAGGGCACAAGUCUUUUUGUUCAUACUUUGGCUGUGAUGUCACAGUUUGUUCAGUGAGGUAUGAUGUGCUGCUGGGAAUGGAUUUUUUUUUUCAGGUUAAAUUAUUGAUACAACAAGACUUUCAAGUUAUUCAGAAAUAUCCCUCAUUUCAUUAUUUUUGUUUGAAAAUAGGAUUUGCACUGCUUUAUUUUAGAUGGUUGGGAGUUUGAUCACAUAUUUUGAUAUAUUUCAUUGUUGCAAAUAUUUAUGUAAAUGGUUUUCAACAAGCCUGAAAGUAAUUUCAAGAAUGUUUCAGUUAUAGGAAUAAAAUUUGCACACAAACAUAGGCACUUUUUAACAUUCCCAAUGGUGGGAUUUUUAACUUUUAGGAUUUGUUGGAAUCUUUUUAUUAUCCUUCACAAUUUCAAUGCUUCUUUUAGUCAGAAAUGAUUCAGGGUUAUUUGAGGGGGGGGAAACCCAUAGUGCCUUGAUUUUAAUUCAGGUGAUAACUCACCAUCUUGAACUUGUCUGGUUUCAGUAGCAGUUUUUGAAACCUUAGUACAUUUUUAACAGCAUGUGGGUGUCAGUGUCAUUAUUCUCCUAAGUUCCUAUGAAGACUGCUGUGAGUCUCUUGGACUGGGGUACAAAUAAUUUAGAAAUAAAAAAGAUGACAACCUAACACUACACACUUUAAAGGUUCCCAAAUUUGUUUCCUAAAUUAAAUAGUCGCUGGGCGUGGUGGUGUAUGUCUGUAAUCCCAGCGGCUAGGGAGGCUGAGACAGGAGAAUUGCGAGUUCAA